Rhododendron vialii is the source of this 2151-nucleotide messenger RNA. Its product is annotated as protein S-acyltransferase 11. Bases 1060 to 1947 code for a protein of 295 amino acids. The transcript is spliced from 3 exons. NCBI's taxonomy places the organism in Eukaryota, Viridiplantae, Streptophyta, Magnoliopsida, Ericales, Ericaceae. Gene Ontology annotation, molecular function: palmitoyltransferase activity. The record is from RefSeq and is a predicted model, not a curated record.
UCUCUCUCUCCCUCACAUCGGAGCAAUGCACACAUAGGACGUAGCAUCAAUCAUAAAGUUGAUGGGUAUAAAACGAUUUGUUUGUUCUUCUAUAGUUUGAAUUUGAACCUUUUAAAUGAUUUUACAUUCGAAAAGGAAUUCUCUAGGAUUAUGUGGCUAAGAGUUUUAACCUUUAAAGCGCAACUUAUAAUUGUCAUCGUACAAAAUUUUGAGAUUCAUCAGAUUAGAAACGCUAUGUUGGUGGAGAUUGCUGAUUGUUAUGACUUAGACUGGGGACAUCUUUCAAUGUAUCUUCACAAGAAACUUUCUGUGCUCGAAAUAGACAAGGAGUUUGUGUUUUCUGUAUAUAUUUGGUGAUGGCCACCGUAGCUGGCCCAUGCAUUUGCAAGUGAUGCUAAUUGACUUAUAAUGUUCCUUGGUCAAACUUAUGGAAGAAUUAGAGAAAGCAAGUGUAAGAUUACAUGAUUUCCUCUGAACUUUAUCAUAAGAGAGUUCCAAUAACAAAUCUCUCCCUCUCUCUCUCCUCAAAAAAUACAAACAUCAGAAAUGAUGUAGGUAUAAUUUUUCGUAGAACUGCAUCCUAUGCUUUUCUCACAUGGACAAAGUUAUCGGAUAUUUGAUGCUUGCAAGGCAGCCAAUUGUUGGUCUCUCUUAGUGAUGUGUUACCGGCAGAAGCUUGGAUUCUUUCAUCCAUUUGAGGAUUUUAAUUUUCGGUUUAGGAGUCAAUUUUAUUUAUUUCUAAGCCCAAACCUGAAUAUCGAUAUGGAUAUGUGUAUUCUUUCUUUUGAUUGUUGUAUAUCUCGUCAUGCAUGUACAUGGAUUCCCUUUUCUCUUUUAUGUCAUUGGAAUGCCAGGAAAAAAGAUAUCAAAUUAUUGCGGUUUGUGUAUACUUUUCACUUUUGUUUCUCCUUUUCCUUUGUCACAUGAUAUGUUCCAAAUGCCUGAAUUUCCUUCCAACACGUUAACUUAAACAUGGGAGUUUUUGUGUAGCCAAAGUACUCUGUUUGUCUAGAAGCCGGAAAGCAUUUCCCAUUUUUUCGCUUGCUGGUUAUAGGUUUAAUGCAAUUUGUCCGUGGCCAUUGUACUCUUGAAACUUCAUAUAAGCUGCCAGGCAAAUAUGGAAAUGUUUGCAUCUCAAUAUACAGACAAUGUAAUAUUUUGACUGGUGGUGGGGUGUGGGCCGCUUACCCUAUUGUCUUUUCAAUCAGUAAUUACUGGGGGAUUUUCCACUCCAUAACAACAGUAUUAUUGUCUGUAGCUACUGCUUCUACAUUUAUCCUUGUGGCAUUUCGUUGUGCGGGUGCACCCCCAGUCAUACAGUGGGGUAGCUAUAGAGUAGUGGGAAAAGGCAGACUUGAGGAUUAUACUUUCUGCCACUAUUGCUCGAAGCCAAAGUCACCCCGGACUCAUCACUGUCGAUCAUGUGGAAUGUGUAUCUUGGACAUGGAUCAUCAUUGCCCAUUUAUUGGGAAUUGCGUUGGGGCAGCCAAUCACCGGAGCUUCAUUUUCUUCCUCAUCUCAGCAGUUGCUAGUACAGUCUAUGUUUCCAUCAUGUCUGCAUACGCGGCGUAUCACCUCUGGCCACCAUUGAAACUCGGGACUCUUAACAUUUCGAGGGGAUCUAGCAACAUCUUGGCUUUUAACACAGUGAAGACUAUUCUAUUUGGUUUUCUAAGAUCUGCAGAGUUUCUGUCAGCUAGAGGGUUUGUACUUGCUUACCUGUUUGUUUCAUGCUUAUCGGUACAAAUUGGAUUAAGUGUGCUUUUGUGGCAACAGCUCUGCUACAUAUACCAGGGAAACACAUAUUUGAGUCAUCUAAGUUCACAGGGUAGUGAUGCUGUUGUGCAAAGAGAUUGCCAAAACAUUGCUCGAUUUUUCGGUUGCUCACAUUCUGCAUUGCGGUACUUGCCACGGUUUCAAAAUCCUCGGAAGAGGCACAAGAAAUGAACUUAUAAUAGGGGAAACUUCUCCCUUUCUGAAAGAUCUUCCACGUUUUGUCUCUUCCUAUUUUUUCAAAGAGACUAUUUUUGUUGUUUUGGAAGUUUAUUUCUGAGGUCCUGUUUUGUUUGAUCGAUGUUGUUGUAAUAGAAUGCAAAGUUGUAAACAGGCGGCAAAAGGAAUGCGAAAGUUGAUAUGAAUUUUCUUUGAACU